CACUGAUAUGUGUAGGUAUAAAAGUUAGUGCAGAACACAGGCGAGGCACUGGGACGUGAAUCGCUAUCCAGACCACCAUGUUCUUGCUCAUCAGUUGUUUUGCCCUUGUGGCCUCUGCACUGGGGUGCGGAAAUCCUUCCAUUAAGCCCCAAGUGAGUGGAUACAACAAGAUUGUAAAUGGAGAGACUGCUGUGUCUGGCUCCUGGCCCUGGCAGGUUUCCCUUCAGGAUGGAAGCGGAUUCCACUUCUGUGGAGGAUCUUUGAUCAACCAGUACUGGGUUGUUACUGCUGCUCACUGCCGUGUGUCUCCUAGAAACCAUCGUGUCAUCCUGGGAGAACAUGACCGUCAGUCAGGUGUUGAGCCCAUCCAGGUCAAGACGAUUUCCAGGGCCAUCAGUCACCCUUACUACAACUCCAACAACUUCAACAAUGACAUCACCCUCCUGAAGCUCUCCUCCCCAGUGCAGAUUAAUUCUCGUGUGUCCCCUGUGUGCCUGGCCUCCUCCAGCACCAACGUCCCAUCUGGAACCAAGUGUGUCACCACUGGAUGGGGCAGGACCGGUCAGACCUCAAGCCCCCGUUACCUCCAGCAGACAUCCCUGCCUCUGCUGACCCCUACUCAGUGCAAGCAGUACUGGGGUUACAACAGAAUCACUGAUGCCAUGAUCUGCGCCGGUGCCUCCGGUGUGUCCUCUUGUCAGGGUGACUCUGGUGGUCCUCUGGUUUGUGAGAGCAGUGGAGUGUGGUCCCUUGUGGGUAUUGUGUCCUGGGGUACUUCCAACUGUAAUGUGCGCACUCCCGCAGUGUACGCCCGAGUGUCCUACCUGCGCAGAUGGGUCGACCAGAUUGUUGCCUCCAACUAGACAUCACUUAGCGCUUGUGCUCUUCACUGUAGCCCUGUUGCAAACACUGAUUUCAGAUAAAGUGUGGACACAAAACUCAAGCCUGUUGGUGUAACAAUAAAACAAAUACAGUUUCUCUCUGAA
Messenger RNA from Cynoglossus semilaevis (tongue sole), 986 nucleotides. Its product is annotated as chymotrypsin-like protease CTRL-1. Gene Ontology annotation, molecular function: serine-type endopeptidase activity. Gene Ontology annotation, biological process: proteolysis. The record is from RefSeq and is a predicted model, not a curated record. The coding region runs from base 78 to 863 and encodes 261 amino acids. NCBI's taxonomy places the organism in Eukaryota, Metazoa, Chordata, Actinopteri, Pleuronectiformes, Cynoglossidae. The transcript has 7 exons.